Didymosphaeria variabile is the source of this 1206-nucleotide messenger RNA. RefSeq names its product Protein transport protein S9 plasma membrane t-SNARE. The coding region runs from base 1 to 1206 and encodes 401 amino acids. Gene Ontology annotation, cellular component: plasma membrane; SNARE complex. The transcript is spliced from 3 exons. The record is from RefSeq and is a predicted model, not a curated record. Lineage: Eukaryota; Fungi; Ascomycota; Dothideomycetes; Pleosporales; Didymosphaeriaceae. Gene Ontology annotation, biological process: vesicle fusion; exocytosis. Gene Ontology annotation, molecular function: SNAP receptor activity; syntaxin binding.
AUGGGUCUCUUUAAGAAGAAGAACAAAGAAGGUGAGGCAGCAGCCAACCCUUACGCUGCGCCUGCAAAGAACGAUCCAUAUGCGAACGCAGCACCCCCAGCGUACAGCGGAGGCAACGAUUCGUUCCGCCAGGAGAAGAGCCCCGCUGUGACAGGCCAGGGUGGACAAUUUGGAGGUCGCGGUUACCAGAGCGCAGGCAACUAUGGUGCAUCCGGUGGCUAUGGCGGCAACCAGUUUGGCGGAGGCCCUGCAGACCAGGGCGCCCCUCGCCGUACUGGAGGCUACGGUGGCAUGGGCAACGCCGACCCGAACAACGAGGAAGAACGUUCUGCCCUGUUCGGAGGCGCAGCCCAGAGACAACCGAAGCAGCCACAACAGCAGCCACCCCAAGAGAGCGGCGGCUAUGGACAGCAAGGAGGAGGCAGCUCCUACGGCCAGUCGGGCGUUUCUGGUGGUGGUUACGGAGCUCCGGGAGGCUACGGCAGCGGACCAGCAUACGAAGACCGACAGUUGACUGCAGAGGAGCAAGAAGAAGAGGACAUGAUGGCGACAAAGAGCGAAAUCAAGUUUAUGAAGCAGCAGGAUGUGUCCUCCACCCGAAAUGCGUUGAGGCUCGCGCAACAGGCUGAAGAGACGGGUCGUGAUACUCUCGCUCGUUUGGGAGCACAAGGUGAGAGGAUCCACAACACAGAACGCAACUUGGACAUGGCCUCGUCGCAGAAUCGGAUCGCGGAGGAGAAGGCACGUGAGCUCAAGACGCUCAACAGAAGUAUGUUCGCGGUUCACGUGGCCAACCCUUUCACCACCAGUUCAAGGCGCGAGGAGAGGGAUCGCAAGAUCAUGGAAAAUCACCAGAACGACCGUGCUCAGAGAGACGCGACUCGGGCGGCCGCGUGGCAGAGUACGGCAAGGCAAGACGAGUACAAGAGAGGCACGCAAGGUGGAAACACAGGGGGCAAAUCCACACUGGCAGACCGUGCAAAGUACCAGUUUGAGGCUGAUAGCGAAGACGAUGAGAUGGAGAACGAGAUCGACGGCAACUUGGAUCAGCUUCACGGAGCUGCGAAGCGACUGAACGCUCUUGGUAGAGCCAUGGGCCAGGAGGUCGAUACUCAGAACGAGCACAUCGAUCGCAUCACGCGGAAGACGGACAAGGUGGACGACCAGAUCGCUAUGAACAGGGCCCGUCUGGACCGCAUCCAUUAA